AUUGGAAAGAUAUUUUAUUAAUCAAAUGUAAUCACCAGAUACAGAAGCACAUGUAUGAGAAACCUAAUUAUUAAUCAUAUCUGGUACCACCUGCAUGCUUUAUUGUUAUUUUAUGUUGGAUCUAUUGUUCUUUUUUUUAUAGAUUUUGAGGAAUUAACCUUAUUCUCUUUUACAUACUUGGUUAUGAUUAGAUAAUUGAGGGAUUUGGAGAAAUCAUGAAUAUAAUUGACUUGUUGAUGAAUAUGCAUUGGUUUAAAGUAUUUAGAAGUGAUAACUAUUUGAUUUUUGUAAUAGCAGCAGGCUAUGCAGCGAGGAGAAGGCAGUGAAGGAGACAGUGUCCACGACCAUCCUGGAUCAGGUUCCGAUGCUGAUAGUCGCUCCAUAGUUUCAGAAACGGGUCCCACAGUUGUUGUUGAGGUUAAAAAGUUUGAGGUUAAUGUGGAGCGGACCACAGGAGGCCUUGGACUGUCAAUUGCAGGGGGCCACGGGUCAACACCGUACAAAGGAGAUGAUGAAGGCAUCUUCAUAUCCCGUGUUACUGAUGGGGGUCCAGCCCAUAUGGCGGGAUUGAGAGUAGGGGAUAAGCUUCUGAUGGUCAAUGGCCGGGACGUUGAAGCUGUUGAUCAUUAUGAAGCUGUGAACAUUAUGCGCGAAGCAGGUUCACAGUUAAGGCUGGUGGUGUCACGAGAGGUCACUACUCUAGUUCCAGAAAAGAAGACUGUGAAACUGGAGCCCAUAGCUAACCAUGUAGUUACUCAUAACAUCACAAACACCUCACCUCCAAGUAGUGUAUUAAAAGCUAGUCCAGAGCAGACUAUGCCACAAGAGAUUACUGCCAACCAUGUAGGGCUACCAGUAAAUGGACACACCGCAAUGGCAACAGUGAAUGGGGAGCAUCCCAACGUCAAUGGAGACAGAGAACCCAAUGGAGAAAUGGAGCACUAUGACAACGUCAACUCCCCAACGCAGAUCCUUACGGAGACCAUUUACACCACACUCAUGAGGGACCACAAUGGCCUGGGCUUCAGUAUAGCCGGGGGACGAGGAGCUGCUCAGUUCAGGGACCAGGCUAUAUAUAUAUCCAGAAUAACAGAGGGUGGAGCUGCAGCCAAAGAUGGAAAGUUAUUGGUUGGGGAUAGAGUUAUAUCUAUUAACGGUGUUGAUCUGGAUGGAGCUCGUCAUGAUCAGGCAGUUUCAAUGUUAACUGGCCUUGAAAGAUUUGUUCGUUUGGUUGUGCACCGUGAGACUCUUGUUCCUGCAGGUCAAGGGAACAAUAAUAAUAAUAACAACACUAAAGCAUCCCCACGUGUGUUUGGGGCUCCUCGCCCAUACACAGGCCUGUACAGUGCUGGUUCCUACAUGGCUAACAGGCCAAGCUACACAGGGUAUAGACGUGCUCAGCCAGGUGGCCGGAUAUCAGGCUCAAGUUUACCAGAUACAAAUCACAGCACCACAGGGAGCCCUGGUGCAUCCCCAUCCAUAGCGACCAAGCUGCCACAACAGAUGGGUGGAGGAGUCAACACGUCCACUGCUCCCAGCAACAGCGCAGAAAGCUUCCCUACUGGUACCACCCAGGUAGCCAGCAACAGACCUCUAACUAAUGAUGAUUUUCAGGCUAUGAUCCCACAGCACUUCCUCCAGGGAAGGGCACGGGAGGAAGCCACUCCUGGUGUGCAUGUGACUGUCAACUUGCCAACAGAGGAUACCCCUAUGGGGAUGGCUUUCCCUCCACCCCCUACCAAGUUAGGGAAAGUUACGGAGAGUAUCACCAAAUCCACCCUGACUGAGACGGUGUUAACACGGAUCACUGACAACCAGUUAGCACCAGUGCCACUGGUGGUUGAGGAUGUACAGUUAUUCAAGGAUGGAGGACCAUUAGGCUUAAGCAUUAUUGGAGGAUCAGAUCAUUUUUGUGUUCCGUUUGGCACCUCACCAGAUGACCCAGGGAUAUACAUAUCAAAAAUCACUGCAGGUGGAGCGGCACACAAAACUGGAAAGCUCCGAAUGGGGGAUCGUAUUCUUGCUGUUAAUGGGACAGACAUGAGUGGGGCAUCACAUCAAGAAGCUGUCAUGGCCCUCCUGAAUCCACCCAAUGAAAUUGUCCUAACUGUUCGGCAUGACCCACAACCAAAGGGACUAAAGGAGGUGAUCAUCAAGAAGCUGGUGGGAGAGCGUCUGGGAAUGAACAUCAAAGGUGGCGUGCAAGGCUCCCCUGGAAACCCUCUGGACAAGUCAGAUGAGGGAGUCUUCAUCUCUAAAAUUAACUCAAAUGGAGCCGUGCACAGGGACGGCAGACUGAAGGUUGGACAGAGGGUGUUGGAAGUGAAUGAAAACUCCUUAUUAGGCAUCACACAUGAAGAAGCUGUGAACAUCAUGCGCGGGGCAGGGUCCACUAUCAGACUGAUUGUAUGCGAUGGUUAUGACUAUCAACUGGUUCAGCAGAUGAAGGCUGAGGGUCGCUUAGGCCAUGAGUCUCGCAGCACAAGCCAGAGUGUCACAUCCCUCGAUAAGGAGGAACGCGAAAAUUCAACACAACCACAUGAUGCAUCUUCGCUGCAUGGAGACUCUCCCAGUGAGGCAUCAUCAGCACAACUACCACCACCGACUGCCCAGUCACCAUCUCCCCACCAAAUACCCUCCCCUCAACUCACACUAAAAUCCCAAACAACUUCGCCAUCACCCCAACCGCUGCCACGCUCCUCGCUCCCGGCACAUGAGCAUGAGAGGUUCCCCACCCCUGAUCCUGAGAGAGAGCUGAGCACCCCUGACACAGAUGAUGAAGUGGGGCAUGACACGCCACUUCCCCCGCACCUCUCUGCUCCCCUCUCUUCCAAGGAAAAAUCCACUCCAGAAAUUGUGAUGGAGGUUGUAAGAGUAGCAGAACAACUGACAUCUCGCCCACCGUCUCAGAACUCAGCAGUUGUGCCAGGGUCUCCGCUGGAACGGAAAACUUCGGCUGAUAAGAAAACUACUGUUGUUUUGGCCAAGCACACUCUUGCUCCACAGACUAGUACAAAUUUUGUUGAACCAUCAAGAUUACAAUGACAAGAGCACUUUGGUCCUUAACUGCCCUGCUCUCACCACCACUACCACAGCAACCAACACCACUACACAUUGUAUUGGUUGUCAACUUAUCAUAU
Molecule: messenger RNA, 3140 nt
Organism: Penaeus vannamei (Pacific white shrimp)
Lineage: Eukaryota; Metazoa; Arthropoda; Malacostraca; Decapoda; Penaeidae
Source: RefSeq, a predicted model, not a curated record